Molecule: messenger RNA, 1129 nt
Organism: Dendronephthya gigantea
Lineage: Eukaryota; Metazoa; Cnidaria; Anthozoa; Malacalcyonacea; Nephtheidae
Exons: 4
Coding region: 12-830 (272 amino acids)
Biological process (GO): proteolysis
Molecular function (GO): protein binding; aspartic-type endopeptidase activity
Source: RefSeq, a predicted model, not a curated record
UUGUCUCAAUCAUGGCAAGCGUUCACUCAUUUUUGAAGGAUAUUAAUCUCGAAAAUUACGCUUCCCUCUUAAUUGGUCAAGGAUAUUUUGAUGAACAAGAUAUUUUUUUACUUACCAGUGAAGAUUUAGAUGCCGUACAUAUAAUGGACCAUGCAGAGAGAUCUACCAUCUUAAACGCGGUUGCGCAGAUUGAUAUAUCCACAUGGCUGACAUACUACAAACUAGAAGAGUACGAGAGAUAUUUCAGAAAACAUAAAAUAACAACAGUGAAUGAACUAAAGAAAUGUGUAAUGUGCGACGAUUUGAUGGACGAACUGGAGGUGAUGGUACCUGGUCAUAGAAAGAGACUGAGAAUGGCAGCAAGCCACAUUUGCCUGUCAGCCAACAGCGAAGAUACGGUGACGACAACGCGGCAACCGGUAGCGUACGGGUAUUGGGGUAAGAACGACGCUGUUCCUACCUUUACCAGCGAUUUUCUUUGGGUAAACGAGUGUAAAAUCAAAUCAAACGUAACAGGACACGACUCUGUUGAAUUACUCAACUGUUUAGUGGACACAGGAAGUGAGGUGGUCACCAUUAGUGAAAAUAUUUUACCUGAACUGGACCUAGAGUUUCUACAAACCAUCAAAAGCAAAGGAAUCCACAAAGUCGAGGAGAAACCUCUCUACCGUGGAGUGUUGUUGUUUGGAAACAAGGAAAUUGAAGUCGAUGUAAUGCCAGACAGUUAUAAUUCAAUUGGAUGCAACGUAUUUCAAAAGUUUUCCCACUUCAUAAAUGGGCGAAAUCAUAUAUGGUUAGAUUCUCCUCGGCCUGUUUCAUCAGCUGACUAACCCCGUUCUUCCUGGUGAUAAGCGCGUUAUACCCAAAGAAGAAACCUGGAAAACCAGUACCAAGACAAGUCAUUACCAUUGACUGCAGGCUCGACCAGGUGACGAACCUGUUCCACUGGAAAAGAAUCUGCACAAGUUGGGUUUUAAAAAACAAUGAUAUUCUAAGACAAUCGUUUACAUGAAACAGAGCAUUGUUGGAUUUUAUUGUACAUUUGUCAUUUCUAAAUUCGUUAGUUUUUGCAUUUCAAUUUUUUCAAUUAAAUCGUCAAGUUUAGAAAAUGUAUUCCGAUAAUAAAUUA